ACUUGCUCGGUGGAUGGAUCAUGGAGAGCUCUGCGACCGCUAGCUCGUGCAUAGCGCAUGCGGGAGAAGAUUUUCGAGAUAUUCGUGCGCGGUGUCUAUGGCCUGAAGCCCAUGCCCAAUCGUGCCCAAUGCAUGAGCUGCGCGUGCGUGCGUACGACGUACGUACCGGGAAAUUUGAAAAAUAAAUGCAAGCAAACGCAACGGAAUUUUUGGCGUCCACAUUGCUGAAAAUAUCUAGUUUCGACUGCAAGUUUAAGCUGAAAAUAUCUUAAGAUGGAGCGAGACAACGAAUCGAAGUCUACCGAUGAAUGGGAACUGAGUAAAGAGAAUGUUCUGCCUUUGAAACAAGGUCGAAAAAUGACGAAUCUCACGGCUGCUCUUCAGCCACAAAACUUUGAUCGGCAGCAGCAGCUGAUUUUGCAGAGACAGGGUUUUGAGACUGAGUUGAGAACCUAUAAUGGAGAUGAUCCCCUAGAUCCUUGGAUUCGAUACAUUCAGUGGACAGAGCAGAACUUCCCUCAGGGUGGCAAGGAUUCUCACCUGGGUGUGCUCAUACAGAAGUGCAUUAUCCAGUUCAAGAACAACGAACUCUACAAACAAGAUAGUCGAUAUGUUUCCAUCUGGCUUAAAAUGUAUGCAAUCCAGGCUCAGUAUGACAGUGAGAGUUUGGAAAUAUUCAAGUUUAUGCAAGCUAACCAGAUUGGGACCAAGUUGACUCUAUUUUAUGAGGCAUGGGCCAGUGAGCUGGAACAAGCUGGGAACACUAAGAGAGCUGAUGCUAUCUAUAAAGAGGGUCUUGCUUGUAAUGCACAACCACGGGAAAGGCUUGAAAGAGCCAUGAUUGAAUUUCAAUCACGUGUUGGUCGGACUACUGUGCAGCAGAUGCAGGAAGGAAUGAUGAAUCCUACUACCUCUUCUGAAGAUCAGCGAGCCACUCUCGGUGACCUCAGGGCUAGGGGGAAGCAUCAGAAAAUAGGCACAAGUCGAACUGGAGCUGCUAAGCUUUCAAGUCGGGGUGGUAUUCAGACUGCUUCAGCCCCACUCCAACAGCGAACCAACCAGAUAAGCAUAUUCUGUGACGACGAUGUUCAGAGUUCAGGGGCAGCCAAACCUACAGGGCAGUGGCAGCACCUGCCAUCUCGGGCUGAGUCACGAAAGGAGAACACCACUUCGGCUGGUCAGUGGGCGAAUCAAAGGCUUCCACAGAGGAACGUACCAAGGAUGACAUUUCAAGAAGUUAGCAGCUAUUCUAGACCAGAUUUUGAUGUCCAUGUGGAUGAAAAUGCAGAUCAGAUAACAACUCCACAUAAGCCACCAGAAAUGGGUUACCAAGUUCUGAGUGAAAAGAAGCAUCAUAAACCAACAAACGCCCUUCAUGCUAUCAAACAGGAAAACGUGAAUGACAACACAAGAGUGAUGUACUGCAAGCACCUUAUCUAUGGUGGCGCUCGAGAGAUGUCUUUUGAAGAACUACGUGGUAUCAAAGACAGGACAAAGAGAAAAGAGAGAGAAAUACAAGCUAAAAUGGAAGAAGCUGAAAGGAUGCGAGUAGACAUGGUUAGGAAGCAGAAGGAACAAGAUGAAAUGAUUGCAAAGAUGCAGGAGAAAUUAGAACAACAGAGGAUCCAGCAGGAGCAGUAUAUUGAGUUACUUGUGAAACAGAAGAUGGAGGCUAUGGCUCCCCAAAUGUCUCAGCAAGUGCAGCCCACAGCGGUUCAUCCCACACCCACUUUACCCCCACAGCCUGCGCCAAUGGCACCAGCUUACUCUGCGCCAGUGGUACCCCAACAGCCUGCUCAAGUAGCGCCAUCACAACCGGCACCAACAGUACCCACUGCCCAGUAUGCAUUGUCUCAAGAAGGCUUCCAGACACAAGGGUCUUCAAGCAAAUCUACUGGUCUCUCUCAUACCUCACCCUUGGACAGUAUCGUAGCCUGUGAGAAUAUCACCAAGCAAAGGAAUAGAUCAAACUCAGGAGGAGACUCUACUAUCACUUGUACAAAGCAGCUUCUAUUUGAUGAUCUGACAAGUGCAACUGGAAACUUCAAUAUAUUCUGUGACCCAGAUCAGGAUCCUCCAGCUAAACCAGCCCCUCAGUACCCCACAGUAGCUACUGCUGCUGCAGCUAAGCCACCAAGUGCUCCCCUGAUGGCAGCGCCAACUCCCUGCAACCCAUCUUCCACCUCCGCUUUCUCUAUCCACCCACAACCUGUGACUGCUCCACUUUCAAAGAUUAGAUCUCAGACAGAACAAGACACUAUUACCCCAAACCAAAGCUUCCUGUCCAAUACCAGCUCAACAGUUACCCAAGGAACAGGCCUCAAUGAUGAGAAGACACCCCAAUCCUCCAUGAUGAGCGACAAGACCCCAUCUUCUGCAUCUUUUGCAUCAUUGAGCCGCUCCAGGAACGGUCGGUUGAACCAAAUACGAACCCCUAAGGGUCUGACUGCGCCCUCGCCGACCAUCAACACAAAGGAAGCUCUAGGAGUGAUUAAUGCUAUGCUCAAUUGCUCUUUGAAGAGUAAUCAGUUUGAUUUGGAUGCUGAAUUCCAGAAUCAAGUCACCCACAAGGAGAAAGAAUUUGAGAUGGAAUUUGCAAAUGAGAGUAGCGAUGUAAAGCCAUUGAGCAAGGGUGCAAUAUUUGAAGAUGCCAGUGCUGACAACCACAUCAGAGGUUUUGUAGGACAAGGCAUCAUUCCUCGAAGACAGCCUCUGGCUCCAAGGAUGGGUCAGUCCAACGAAGCACCACAACAAGUAGUUCCACCAUCAUCUGCAUUCUCCUCUAUACCUAUCUAUCAAGAUGAUGUCAAGACAGAGAUCAAAGAGGCAGGUGCUGGAAAGAUCACAAUAUUUGAAGAUGAGCCAGUGGACAAUACCAAAGAAAACACGCCUCCAUCAGAUUACAAGCAAGUGAAAGAUAGGAGAGAGAUGACAGGUAUUCUGCAAUCUUCAAAGGGUGUACCAUUCAUGCCCCUAGAAGAUCAGGAGCAAGAAGAAGAUGGAGUGGAAGCAAUGGAAGUACAUCCCAGUAGUGAACCUUCUCAACAGCGUGACCAUACCAUGAAUAUAACCCUACCACCGACGGGAGCUGGCUCUAAUUACUCCUUUGAUUUAGCAGCCCGUAUGGCUUCUACACCCUUCAACGAUGCGUCUUCCCACAAGCUUUCUUUCAUACCCCCUAUGAGUACUAUCAAACCGAGGGAGGUGGAGCAGUCCCCCACCAAAGGAGAGGUAGUUCUGCCCAGUGGGGCUUCUGAUGUCGGGGGAUUGAAGGUUGGUGCUUCUGCUUCUAGAGUGGUACACACGUCAGUUAAUGAAAGCUUUGAGAAGACUGAAUUCACAGUUAAUCAUUCAGGUGGACAUCUUAGCCCUAUCAUGGAGACAAGUGCAGAGAAUGCCCGAUCAUCGGCCUCAAGCUCUGCCUCAACCACCAACUCACAUGCCUCUGCUUCCUCUCUGGAAGGUCACCAGUCAUCAAUCAACACUCAAGUAGAAAGAGAGAAAAAUGUUGCGCCAUCUGUCCAAGGUUUCAGCAUCCACAUGGAUGAAGAUCCUCCCGUCCAAUGUCAGAAACAGGCUGGAUCUUUAUCUUUGGGCUUUCAAAUCCAUGUUGACAACCCAGAGCCCAUCAGUGCUGCCUUGGAGGCUGGCAACAACUCCUGUGCACAGGACCACCACGUCCAGAUUGGAGGAGCAGAACUGUCUAGGAAAGAGUUAUCCUUCAACACCCAAUCGCUUCUCGAAUCACAACCAAAGUCAAAUGACAAUGGCCUCCUGCACAAGGAUGAUCUGCCAAACUUGGAGAUGAGCUUUAUCCCAGAUAGGACAAUCCAGGAUGUGGAACAAGUGGAGGAGGACAUCACUGUCUUUGGAAUGCGAGAUGAACCUCUUGACUACAGCGACCCGUUCAAUGCUGGUCUUCAGAACCUUCUACUGGUUGGCCUAUCCAAACCUCUGUCCAUGUAUAAAGGAAUCUAUCAGCAUGAACAAGUGAUGCAAGAAAUCAAGCCAGGCCUUGCUGUUAGCUUUGGUGAUGAGAUCCAUGUGUUUAAUGUGAUGAAGAAGGUAGGAGAGGGAGCCUUUGCUACCAUCUACCUGGCUGCAUGCCUUGAUGCACAGGACAUGAAUGACAUAGAAGAUGAGUUCCGCAGAGUAGCCCUCAAGGUCCAACACCCUCCAUGCCCCUGGGAGAUGUACAUCAUCAAAGAGUUACAUGCUAGAAUUAGCAGAUUGCCUUCCCAGAUCGAUGUGCGUCCGUCCUUGAUGAAUGCUGAAUGUGCACACAUCUACCAAGAUAGGAGCUGCCUGGUGACCGAGUACGAAACUAAAGGCACCCUUCUUGAUUUCAUCAACACAUACAAGCAACGAAAAGGAAGAGAUAUGCGAGAACAGUGGGUCUUGAUCCUGGCUAUCGAGAUCCUGCAGGUUAUAGAACACAUGCAUCGAUGUAAGAUCAUCCAUGGUGAUAUCAAGCCUGAUAACUUCCUUAUCAAUUCAAAAAAUGAUGAGAAAACAACAUGCAAUCAGGAUGCUUCCUCUGGGAACUUUAUAAAGUUGAUUGACUUUGGGCGUAGCAUUGACAUGACCCUCUUCCCUGAGGGUACAACGUUCACAGCCAAAUGUAAGACCAGUGGGUUCAACUGUACAGAGAUGCAGUCUAAUCAGCCAUGGACAUACCAGGUUGAUUAUUAUGGAAUUGCUGGCACCAUCCAUUGCAUGAUGUUCGGAAAGUACAUGAAGGUCUUCAAAGAGAGAGGCAUCUGGAAAAUGACAUCCACAGUCCCAAGAAAGUGCAAGGCCAACUGGAAGGGUUUCUUUCAUACCUUACUUAAUGUGCCGAGUUGUGACCCCUCUGACCUCCCUCAUCUUGGUGACCUAAGGAGACAGCUAGAGCAAUAUGUUGAUCCUUCAACAAAAUUAGAACUUCAGUUCAACGUAAAUGCCCUCUUGUAACAGUAACAUUCACAAGGCACUAACUUGAAGCUUGAAUGGCAAACACUUCUCCUUACUACAUAUGAAUUAAAGUAUAAAGGCUUUCAUUGAGAGUAGUGACCCAACAUUUGCUCCUGCAUCAAUUCUUGAUUUCUGUGAAGAUUAACCCAUUGAGGUACAAAACUUUCUAUAUUAAUCUUGACUAUUCUUUUUAUAUAAAAGGAAUGAUACUUGAAAGUCAAUUUUUCAAUUUAAGGACGUUCCCCAGUUUGUGGGCAUCCCUAUCUGCGCAUAUAAUUUUACGCCAUGUGUGUUGAUGUCACAAUAAGUGAACAGGUUGAGUAAUCAGCUGCAGGUAACAGUUCAUUUUUCCAGUCAUUGGCACUCUAACAGCAAAUCUUGAUAUGAUAUUUUACGAAGCUAUUACCUGAAAAAAAUCUAUGGACCACUUUUUAAAUGCCUGUAUCCCUUCAGAAUACUUUACUCUGCAGUGCUGCGAAGUAUGACGAAUAUGACCUCGAGUUUGAUUAAAUGGGAUAGUGCUGUAGAAUUUCCUUUAUGUAGAUACAUGCCUUUUGACACGUUUUCGCAUUUUUAAAAGCAUAUUUGCUCAACAAAAGUACUAAUAGUUUGAAAACAAGCACAUGAACCCCCAGUUUUAAAUAUAUUAACACCUCUUUAGUGUACAAAAUUUGGUGAAAAUGACAUGGGUUUUAAUAAAAUGUAGCAUUUAUUGUAUUUCUUGAAUUUUUACAUAAAUUUCAAUUUUUUUUAGAUAUGUUUUUGUCGUCUUUCACACCUUAUUUUCAAAAUUGAAUGUGCUGCUACUCUUUAAGAGGGAAGGAAUAUCAAUAUAAGUGGAUUCUUUAUCUCAAGUAUAUAAGUCUGAACUAUGAUGUAAAAUUUUGUGAAAUUUAGACUGAUUUUGACUGAGUAAUAGAGGUUUAAACUCAACGCUGUGCUCUCAUAGGGUCUAAAAUGCAAAGUUAUUUUUAUUGCGUACUUCUUGAGACCUUUCAAAUGAGUAAACUUCAAGGCUCAAUAGCAAAAACUCAAGCAUAUGAACCCAUGUAAAUUUCUGCAUAUUUGGAAUAUUUAAGUACUACAGAAACUCCGGGCAAAAUUUGGUGACAAUGACAUGGAUUUCAAUUUAACUGUGGAACGUCCUUAAAUAGUAACUAAAUAUUUUCUCAUAAUUGUGAGAAUGUGGUUAGGUAAAGCGCUGGGUAAUAAUAUAUUUGGCCUGAUGUGCAGACUAUAUGCAGCAAAAGCCACUGCCUUGAAUCACUAGAAUUCAUCUCUUCCAGUGGCCAUAGUGAGAGAAGUAAUUUGCAACCUCAUCUAGGGGGCCUGUGUUUUAUGACAAGUAACAUGAUAAAAAUUUUCCAGUGCUGAACUGUAGACAAUUUUCUGAAGGGGGACUGUUUUUUAAUGGAUCUUCACAGUAACAUAUAUGUGUAUAUAACAUAUAUAAAUGUUGGUGCAAGCUCAUCCCUCAGUCGCAGAUGCAAGUAUCUGAAACAGUACACAGCCAAAGUAUUGACCUCUAAUAAUGGUUUUUGAAGACAGAUUGUAAAAAAUGAAGAAGGGAAGUUCAAGAAAAGUGUUGUAAUUUCAUAUCAAAGAACUGUUCAAAUUAAUUUCAUAAGUGUUGCUGUGAUCAGCUUGACCACAAUCACAUAUGUGGUAGGGAAGAGUGUUAUGUUACUGAAUGCUACCGUGCCGUAGAAAAAGUUAAUUUCUAAUUGGUCUACACCUGCUUUGUUGACUUAUCGCUUAGUCAAAUCCUAGGUCAUCGUUUUCAUUUGACAGAGUUGAAAUUAGACCAGCUGGCCACAAGACCAAAUGAGAAUAGAGUACCGAAAUGACAUAAAAUGAUAAAAUACCUCUACAACCCAAAUUUGGUGGGAAUCAGUCCAUGGGGGCCUUAGAUAUGACCUCAUGAAUACAUAAUUAGCCCCAUUGAAGUCAAUGUAUCAUUGGCCUGGUACUCUAUUAGACUAAGUGGGUACACCAAAUUGAUAGUAGACCAAAUGGGUUUAUCCCAAUAUAUGUGAAAAAGACCAAGUUAAUAUAAAUCGUAGAAAAAUGGUGCGUUCAAACUUGAAAUAGAUUUAUUGUUAUAGCAAUCCAGCUUUUAUAUUGUUCCUUGAUAGGUUAACAUAUUAACACUGUACAAAAUGAGAAAAAUGUAGUCAUGCAUUGUAUAUAUUUUGAUAUUACUUGUAUUUAAAUCAAAACAUGGUAUUAGCAUAACUAUUGUGUAGUGUGAUUUUAAUUAAAAUUACUAGACCAUGAUAGGAUUAUGUCUGCAUUGGGAAUAUUAUUGAUUGUAUUUUUUCUUUGUGACAACUGGAUUGUUUACAACAGUUUGUAUUUAAAGGCCCCAAUUAGUGGUCAUGAUGCCCUUCUCAUUUUUAUCAAAGUUUAGGUCCUUGUUCUCUCAUAAAAGCUUACCUCAAAUAACUCAUUAGGCCUACUGGCCUUAGUACCCUGCUGUGUGGCCUAUUUGAAAAUGUGCUCCUCAAAAAUCCUAUUUGGAGGCCUGUUUUGUACAUAAUAAAUCCUUUUUAAUUAAUUGAAUUCCAAGAUCCCUCACCAUGUAUCACAUCUGCUACUUACAAUUUCAUUGCAAAAAGAAAAUCCUUGAACAUAUUUUUAUCAAUUUUGUAUAUAUCGGAAUUGCUCAGUAUUGAUAUGAUAAACAAAGGGGGCAUGCUAUCUAAAUCCCGCCCUAAUAGUAACUCACUAUUAGGUAGUUAGAUUGUGCUCUUUCCUUGUCAGUUAAAAUUGGUAGGGGGCAUUGUUCAAACUCAAUUUGUAUGAUGUUUUAUAUGUAUUCAUUGUUAUUUUGGCUGUACAUCAUGGUGCUUCCUUUCUGUUAAAUUGUGUCACCUAAACUAAAUGAUUAAGUGCCUUGUCCUGUAUGUGACCAAACAUAACCCACACAAUUUGGAGAGAGUAUCUUUCUGGAGAUUGAUAUUCCUCUACUGAAAAGUGUGAAGUCAUGAAAUUCAACCAAUUUUGUAUUAUGUAUCUCAGGUUCCAUUGAACUUUUACUUUGAUAAACACAUUUAUUGUGGGUUUGACAUAGGUGAUCACAUAUUAUACAAAUAAUGCACGUAAACGCGUGCAUGCAGGGCCAAAUAAUGAACGAUGUGCGAGAAGAGCCAAUGGAGUGCAGUAUAUCCAUUUGGCGAGUCGAGCACAGAGUUCAUUAUUUAGGUCCUCUAUGCACAAUAAUGCAUGCAUUGUUUGUUUUAUACAACCCCUCCCUCAUGUUACUGAGUUGCCCCGAAUGCUAUAUUUGACCUAAAUUCAAGAUAAUUCCAGACCUUGCACUAUCCUGCACUCUGACGUCAGAGUGCAGGGUAGUGCAUUUGGUAUGACAUCAGAGUGCAUUUUGGAUGCAAUAGUGCAAUUCGCUGAAUAUCAUGUGGUCCGAUUUGGACCAAUCAGAUUACAGAACAUUCUAGGGAGUUGUAUAAUGUACAAUACUGUACUUGUGCACAUAGUUCAUUGUUUUUUAAUAUGAACCAAAAUAUAGAUAAUGCGCUGCACUGAAUGACCUACUUUUCCUGAAGCUACGCGCUCAGCGGAAUGCAGAUUUUGUGCCUGCGCCCAGAGAUUGCGCGAUCUGUGUCAAUGAUCUAUGACAUCAAUUAUUGACGUCACGGAAAAGUAAUUUUUCUUCAGUGGGUGUUUCAUUUUCAACAUCAUCACAAAAUAGUGAGAAUAUGUCUGGUCUCAUGAUGCUAUUUAAACCAAUCAGCAAACAUGAUUUAAUUCAUGUAAGAUUUAAAACUAAUUAUAGAACUCUAUAAAAUAUUUGAACCGAUACAUGAAAUCUUUUCCACAAUUGUUUUUCCAUUUAUCACAACCUAGUUAGUGUACUUUAUGAAAUUCUUCAGAUGAAUACCUGGGGCCUGUUGCAGAAAACGUUUGCCAUAAAAAAAAAUUCUGGCAAACAAACACAAUCCCUGGCAAACAAAAUUGUGUCAUUGACAGUAACACAUUGAAAAACUCUGCCAAAAAAUUUGCCAGUUAUUUUUUUUGUGCAACAGGCCCCAGUGUGGCAAUUUUUGGCAAAUCAUUUUAGUCUAAGCAUCAAUUACAAAGGAGCAUAUAUAUUUGUACAGUAUUACUUUUUUGUAAGAAAACAAUGCUAAAAAGUGUUGCCUUUUUUUUUAUUGUGAUCAUUCUUGUGUUUACGAUGUCCAUGUAUAUACCAAUUUCACCUUUGUAAAUAUGCAAAAAUUUGUCAGGAAAAUAUCACGUUAUAUAUCAAUGUAAA
Messenger RNA from Lytechinus pictus (painted urchin), 9226 nucleotides. RefSeq lists its product as uncharacterized. The record is from RefSeq and is a predicted model, not a curated record. Gene Ontology annotation, cellular component: nucleus. Gene Ontology annotation, molecular function: protein kinase activity; ATP binding. Gene Ontology annotation, biological process: mitotic spindle assembly checkpoint signaling; meiotic sister chromatid cohesion, centromeric; protein phosphorylation. NCBI's taxonomy places the organism in Eukaryota, Metazoa, Echinodermata, Echinoidea, Temnopleuroida, Toxopneustidae. The transcript is spliced from 21 exons. Bases 274 to 4953 code for a protein of 1559 amino acids.